Messenger RNA from Penicillium cinerascens, 411 nucleotides. RefSeq lists its product as uncharacterized. Lineage: Eukaryota; Fungi; Ascomycota; Eurotiomycetes; Eurotiales; Aspergillaceae. The transcript has 2 exons. The coding region runs from base 1 to 411 and encodes 136 amino acids. The record is from RefSeq and is a predicted model, not a curated record.
AUGGCUCCCAAGAAGCCCACCAAGGCCAAGCCGGCCAAGAUCCCGGUCAUCAAGACUCCUUCCAAGCUUGGUCGCCCCAAGGGCUCUCCUAACAAGAGCUCUCCCUCCAAGGCCUCUUCCGACAAGCCUGCUGCCACCAUUGCCAUGCAAAACCACCUUCUCUUCCUGUGGUCUUGCUUCCAGACAACCGGGGCCGCUAUUGACUAUGCCGUCGUCUGCGAUGAGUAUGGCAUCAAGAACAAUGCCGCUCGCAUGCGUUUCAUCCGCCUGAAGGCUCUCAUUGAGAAGCUCCAGGCCGAGGGCAACGACAAGGCCCCGGAAGACGACAAGAAGUUCGAGGCCGAUGCCGAGCAACUUCAGGAUGAGCUGAUCGAGUCCAUUGAAAAGGACGAUGAGGAGGAGGACUAUUAG